This is a messenger RNA of Salvelinus sp. IW2-2015, 1553 nucleotides long. RefSeq names its product protein SEC13 homolog. NCBI's taxonomy places the organism in Eukaryota, Metazoa, Chordata, Actinopteri, Salmoniformes, Salmonidae. The record is from RefSeq and is a predicted model, not a curated record. Gene Ontology annotation, biological process: COPII-coated vesicle budding; protein import into nucleus; positive regulation of TOR signaling. Gene Ontology annotation, cellular component: nuclear pore outer ring; COPII vesicle coat. Gene Ontology annotation, molecular function: protein binding; structural molecule activity.
GCACGCACACGGAAGUUGUUUUUUUCAGUGGUUGUGAAGUUGUUGCCACGUCGGUUCAGAACGUCGUUCUUGAUACAUCGUAAAACCGAGAUACUUUGAUAACGGGGUUACACGUCUGGCAGUGCRAUUUCUCUGUUUAGGGACAAACUCAUUACGAUAAUCUUCAAUCAUGGUUUCCGUCAUCAACACGGUGGACACCUCCCACGAGGACAUGAUCCAUGAUGCCCAGAUGGAUUAUUAUGGCACCAGACUGGCCACCUGCUCUUCUGACAGGUCUGUCAAGAUCUUCGAUGUUAAAAACGGUGGACAAAUCCUAGUGGCAGAUCUGAGAGGCCACGAGGGUCCUGUGUGGCAGGUGGCCUGGGCUCACCCCAUGUACGGCAACAUCCUGGCCUCAUGUUCCUAUGACAGGAAGGUGAUCAUCUGGAAGGAAGAGAACGGAACCUGGGAUAAGAUGUACGAGUACACUGGACACGACUCUUCCGUGAAUUCAGUGUGCUGGGGUCCCUAUGACUUUGGUCUGAUCCUGGCCUGUGGCAGCUCAGAUGGAGCCAUCUCAUUGGUCACCUGCUCUGGGGAUCAACAGUGGGACAUUAAGAAGAUCAGCAAUGCACACACAAUUGGCUGUAACGCAGUGAGCUGGGCUCCAUCUGUGGUGCCAGGUAGUCUGAUAGACCAGCCCUCGGGUCAGAAACCCAACUUCAUUAAGAGGUUUGUCUCAGGAGGCUGCGACAACCUGGUCAAACUCUGGAAAGAGGAGGAUGGCCAAUGGAAGGAGGACCAGAAGCUGGAGGCUCACAGUGAUUGGGUCAGAGAUGUAGGCUGGGCUCCCUCCAUAGGACUACCCACCAGCACCAUCGCCAGCUGCUCUCAGGACGGCAGGGUCUUCAUCUGGACGUGUGACGACCCUUCAGGCAACACGUGGACGGCUAAACUCCUCCACAAGUUCAACGACGUGGUGUGGCAUGUCAGCUGGUCCGUCACUGGAAACAUCCUGGCCGUGUCCGGAGGGGAUAACAAGGUGACGUUGUGGAAGGAGUCGGCAGAUGGCCAGUGGGCCUGUAUCAGCGACGUCAACAAAGGCCAGGGAGCCGUAUCGUCCAUCGCAGACGGCGCGACGAACGAGCAGUGAUCCAGGCACAGAAGGACAUUCCACUCCUCCUCCUACCCCCACAGAGAAUGAAUGGGCUACUACUCCAGAGACACUUCUACCAUCUAGCAUAGUCCCAGAUCUGGGCUAACUACCACCUGUUAAACUCCAUAGUGGCCCCUCUCUCUCUCUUUCUCUUAACAGACUUUAAGACCAUAUUUUAUGAUGAAAUUUCGCUAAAGACYGAUUGAGGUUUCAUCGUUCAGUUUACGAUGAUCCAGAUUUAAAUGGUUACCAUUGAGUGAAACUACCUUUAAUUAAAACCUUAAUUAAAACCUGCUCAAAACAUCCAUAGAAACAAAUAUGAAACUGUUUUUGUGAAAGAUUUUCUUCCAAUUGAUUGUUAGAAACAAGAAUGUUAUGUUUUCAUAUUUCAAAUAAUUAAAAAGAACUUAAAGGAAAA